UGACGAAUACACUGUGCAACGAGUAAUGAAGAAUAAAAGCACAUGUUGAAGUGUUCAGAGAAAAUAAACGGACAUGUUGAGACACUUUAUUCAAAUCACUGAACAAAUCAUGAUAUUCGGAGUGAACUAUCAGGAUAUUUUCUCUUUUUCAGACCAUUCUCUCGAAAAUGGUGAAAGUCGUUCACUAAAUGGAGAGUGUAAGCGGCUGUUUUUGUGAGUCGAAGUGAAACUGCUGUGGUCUGAUUUAUCUUCAAUUAAUGUGGUCUGACCUGUUGGUGGACAAACAGCUUCAACAUCAGUGUUUAUUAUCAGAUGAAUGAGGAAAUGGUUUUGAGAAUAAACUGUGACGAAGGUUCAGUCUUCAUUAGGAAGAUCACACACACACAGCAUCAGUGCAGUCGUGUUUCAGAUCAAUCUGAGUGUUUUUUCAGUGAACCGAUGAGCAAAAUGUUUCUCAAAUUAGCUUUGCUCUGUUUGUUGCGUCUGGUUGGAGCGUUUGCUGAUGAGUUUGUAAAGGAGGGAAAUUCAGCCUCUUUAAACUCUGAUCUCACUGAAAUAAAGGAUGAUGAUGUGAUUCAGUGGUGGUUUGAAAACACUUUAAUAGCAGAAAUCAAUAAACGGGCCGACAGAAUCGCUGUAUAUGAUGAUGUUCUUGAUGGGAGAUUCAGAGACAGACUGAAGCUGGACAAUCAAACUGCAUCUCUGACCAUCACAAACACCACAACUGAACAUACUGGGCGUUAUUAUCAACAGAUCAACCAUGUGAAAAGGAGUUUCUUUCUCAUUGUCUACGUCCUGGAGGUAGUGAUUAAGGGAGAAUCAGCCUUUCUAAACUCGGACACUGUAAUAAAGGAUGAUGAUGUGAUUCAGUGGAGAUUUGGAGAUGAAAACACUUUAAUAGCAGAAAUCAAUAAACGGUUCGACAGAUUCACUGUAUAUGAUGAUGUUCUUGAUGGGAGAUUCAGAGACAGACUGAAGCUGGACAAACAAACUGGAUCUCUGACCAUCACAAACACCACAACUGAACAUGCUGGAGGUUAUAGACUAGUGAUCAACAGUGAGUUCAAGAGUUUUGUUCUCGCCUCCAUUGAUGAAGUGAAGUUAUUGUCAGUGACAGAGGGAAAUUCAGUCUCUCUAAACUCUGAUCUCACUGAAAUAAAGGAUGAUGAUGAGAUUCAGUGGAGGUUUGGACACACUUCAAUAGCAGAAAUCUAUAAAUGGGCCGACAGAUUCACUGUAUAUGAUGAUGUUCUUGAUGGGAGAUUCAGAGACAGACUGAAGCUGGACAAACAAACUGGAUCUCUGACCAUCACACACAUCACAACUGAACAUGAUGGAGUUUAUAAUCUACAGAUCAACAGUGUUUUCAAGCCUUUUGCUCUCUUUGUCUUUCGACUGGAGUCAGUGAUGGAGGGAGAUUCAGUCUCUCUAAACUCUGGUCUCACUGAAAUAAAGGAUGAUGAUGUGAUUCAGUGGAGGUUUGGAAAGACUUUAAUAGCAGAAAUCAAUAAACUGGCCGACAGAUUCACUGUAUAUGAUGAUGUUCUUGAUGGGAGAUUCAGAGACAGACUGAAGCUGGACAAACAAACUGGAUCUCUGACCAUCACAAACACCACAACUGAUCAUGCUGGUGGUUAUGAACUACAGAUCAACAGUGAGAUCAAGAGAUUCAGUCUCGCCGUCAUUGAUGAAGUGAAGUUAGUGUCAGUGGAGGAGGGAGAUUCAGUCUCUCUAAACUCUAAUCUCACUGAAAUAAAGGAUGAUGAUGUGAUUCUGUGGUGGUUCGGAGUUGAAAACACAUUAAUAGCAGAAAUCGAUAAACGAGCCGACAGAUUCACUGUAUAUGAUGAUGUUCUUGAUGGGAGAUUCAGAGACAGAUUGAAGCUGGACAAACAAACUGGAUCUCUGACCAUCACACACACCACAACUGAAGAUGCUGGGGAUUAUAGACUACAGAUCAACAGUGUUUUCAAGCCUUUUGCUCUCUUAGUCUAUGGACUGAAGUUUGUGAAGGAGGGAGAUUCAGUCUCUCUAAACUCUGACACUGAAAUAAAGGAUGAUGAUGUGAUUCUGUGGUGGUUUGGAAACACUUUAAUAGCAGAAAUCUAUAAACGGGUCGACAGAUUCACUGUAUAUGAUGAUGUUCUUGAUGGGAGAUUCAGAGACAGACUGAAGCUGGACAAUCAAACUGGAUCUCUGACCAUCACACACACCACAACUGAACAUGAAGGAAAUUAUCUACUACAGAUCAACAGUGUUUUCAAGCCUUUUACUCUCUUUGUCUAUGUCCUGGAGUCAGUGAUGGAGGGAGAUUCAGUCUCUCUAAACUCUGACACUGAAAUAAAGGAUGAUGAUGUGAUUCAGUGGAGGUUUGGAGAUGAAGACGCUUUAAUAGCAGAAAUCAAUGUAACGGCCGACAGAUUCACUGUAUAUGAUGAUGUUCUUGAUGGGAGAUUCAGAGACAGACUGAAGCUGGACAAUCAAACUGGAUCUCUGACCAUCACAAACACCACAACUGAACAUGCUGGAGAAUAUAGACUACAGAUCAACAGUGAGAUCAAGACUUUCUUUCUCACUGUCAUUGAUGAAGUGAAGUCAGUGUCAGUGAUGAAGGGAGAUUCAGUCUCUCUAAACUCUGAUCUCACUGAAAUAAAGGAUGAUGAUGUGAUUCUGUGGAGGUUUGAAGAUGGAAAGACUUUAAUAGCAGAAAUCUAUAAACAAGCCGACAGAUUCACUGUAUAUGAUGAUGUUCUUGAUGGGAGAUUCAGAGACAGACUGAAGCUGGACAAUCAAACUGGAUCUCUGACCAUCACAAACACCAUAACUGGACAUGAUGGAGGUUAUAAUCUACUGACGUUUACAGGAGGAAGAUUCUCAUCAAAAGUAUUCAGAGUUUCUGUCUAUAACUCUGUCCACUGCUGUGGUCCUACUGAAGCUGUGAUCCGAUUGGUCCUCUCUGCUCUGGUGGGCGUGGCUACUGUCAUCAUUCUGGUUUGACAUCAGAUCCAGAAGAGCUAAACGAGAUCAAGCACAUAUUCACACAUCAGGUGCAUGAUUGAUGAUGUCAUUUCUCACAAACUGAUUUUGCAUAUAUAAAUGUAUGUCACAUAUAUUAAUGGCUUUAUAUGGUAAUCUUUUUCAGUAUCGAAAUCGCUGAACUUUAAAGGUUCUUCUGGUGUUUUUUUUUUCCAUAAUAAAUACUGAUGAUUAUUUGAGUUUGUGCUCUCUUUCAGUGUCAAAUUUUAACAAUGCCACUUCAUUGUUUAUAUUUCUCUCAGAUACAUAAAAAUAAUAAAGAGACAGAUCUCACUUUAAACUGCUGUAUAUUUUAUGUAUUUCUUUCCUUUAUCAAUAAAGUUUCUCACUCUGA
Molecule: messenger RNA, 3370 nt
Organism: Pimephales promelas (fathead minnow)
Lineage: Eukaryota; Metazoa; Chordata; Actinopteri; Cypriniformes; Leuciscidae
Source: RefSeq, a predicted model, not a curated record